AUUUUUUAAAGCGCUGCCUCCACAGUCCACAGAAAAUGCCACCAUUUUGUUUAUUUUCUAGUGAAAAAGUGUAGUGUCGGCAAUCUUGUGAAAGUUGAAAAUAUAAUUGAAGGCAUUGAAAUAAUCUACGUAUUUUCUGGAAGUCAUUAAAAACAAUCGUAUAUAUGUUACUUGUGUGUGCCCCUCGCCCAGAGGGUUUGAAAAAUAGCAGACAUUGGGCGCAUCGCAAGUAAGCACUUCGUCAAAUUGACUGCAAUAUCAGGCACUAAAAAUAAUCACAAUUCGAACAACUCUCGUUCUGUUGUUACGGACAAAGAAAUAAUCCUUACUUUGAAUAACAAAAAGACCAAAGGUGUUUUCUCUUUCGGGAAUUCUAAAGAAAAGUCUGCUGCCCCAAAAACGCCACCCCUGAUAAUGAAUAAUCACGUGACAGGUCACUAUAGGAGGAACGAAGAAAAUGCCAAUCCUCAAAAUACUGUUAAUGAUGUAGUUGAAGAAAUGGAAACACAAGAAGUGACUACAGUGGAGUACAUCGCAGAUACAGGCGGAGAAAUGGACCAAACUAAUGGGGACAUCAUGGUUGGGCCACAAAUGGAUCCCAAUAUGCCCAUUCUUCAAGAUGCCGAUAUGGAGGAAGAUGAAGCUCGGAGUGAGGCCACAUUCAGAUUCACUGUAUCCAACUUUAGUAAACUCAAGGAUUCUGUUUUGUCACCAGCAUGUUACGUUAGGAAUUUACCAUGGAAGAUAAUGGUUAUGCCUCGUAAUAGUCAGGCUCAGGACAGAACAACUCAGCGUUCACUUGGUUUUUUCUUACAAUGUAAUGGAGAAAGCGAAUCAAGUUCUUGGUCUUGCCACGCAACUGCUGAACUGAGGUUGCUUAGCGUCCGACCUGAUGUAGAUCAUUUUUCUCGAAAGAUACAACACUUAUUUUUCUCUAAGGAAAAUGACUGGGGUUUCUCACAUUUUAUGUCGUGGAUGGACGUUCUUGACCCUGAAAAAGGAUAUAUUCAAGAUGACGCCAUUACAUUAGAAGUACAUGUUAAUGCUGAUGCCCCACAUGGAGUUUCUUGGGACAGCAAGAAACACACUGGUUAUGUGGGACUUAAAAAUCAAGGCGCUACUUGUUACAUGAACUCCCUGCUUCAAACAUUGUAUUUUACAAACCAACUGCGGAAGGCUGUGUAUAAAAUGCCCACCGAAUCCGACGAUUCAACUAAAUCUGUGGCGCUGGCCCUGCAGCGAGUUUUUCAUGAGCUCCAGUUCUGCGAUAAGCCAGUUGGCACGAAGAAAUUGACCAAAAGUUUUGGUUGGGAAACGUUGGAUUCGUUUAUGCAACAUGAUGUCCAAGAAUUUCUGAGGGUAUUGUUGGACAAGUUGGAGAGCAAAAUGAAAGGUACAUGUGUUGAAGGUACAGUUCCGAAACUUUUCGAAGGAAAGAUGCUGUCUUAUAUUAGAUGCAAGAAUGUGGAUUACUCUAGUACACGCUCGGAAACUUUCUACGACAUACAACUUAACAUCAAAGGAAAGAAAAACAUUGAUGAAUCUUUCAAGGAUUAUAUCGCCAAAGAAACUUUAGAUGGUGACAACAAAUAUGAUGCAGGCGAGCAUGGACUGCAAGACGCUGAAAAGGGAGUGAUAUUUUCAGCUUUUCCUCCAGUCCUGCACUUACACCUGAUGAGAUUCCAAUACGAUCCGAUAACGGAUUGUUCAGUAAAGUUCAACGAUCGUUUCGAGUUUGGAGAAAAAAUUUCUCUGGACGAUUAUAUGCAAGAUCCAGACCCCAACAAUCCCGCAAACUAUACUUUACACGCUGUUUUGGUCCAUUCCGGAGACAACCAUGGGGGCCACUAUGUGGUCUUCAUAAAUCCCAAAGGAGAUGGCAAAUGGUGUAAAUUCGAUGACGAUGUGGUGUCCAGAUGUUCGAAACAAGAAGCCAUCGACCAUAACUUUGGCGGACAUGAUGAAGAUAUGAGUAUGACGGUGAAACAUUGCACCAACGCUUACAUGUUGGUUUAUAUCAGGGAUUCUGAACUUCAUAAUGUUCUUCAGGAGGUUACCGACGCUGACAUUCCUAGUGAGUUGGCGGAUCGUUUGAAAGAAGAAAAACGCAUGGAGCAAGUUCGUAGGAAAGAGAGAAACGAGGCACACCUUUUCAUGACAGUCAACGUACUGCUGGAAGAUUCCUUCGACGGUCAUCAAGGCAACGAUCUUUACGACACCGAAAGGGCUCAUUAUAGGGUGUUCAAAAUCCGGAAGAACGCUACCGUUGCGGAAAUGAUGGAAACGAUGGCUGACGCCUUCAAAUAUCCCCCCGAACAGAUAAGGCCUUGGCCCUUCUGUUUCCGGUCCAAUCAAACUUUCAGGCCUUCGAUCUUAGACAUGGACGUCGUCCUCCAUAAGCACGUAGCCGAAGCAGCUGAAAAUCAAAACCCGUGGAACAUGUUCCUGGAACUCCUACCUCCGGAUUCUGGUCUGACCGCUUUGCCCAUUUUUGAUAAGGUAUCUGAUGUUCUUCUGUUCUUCAAAAUGUACGAUCCGAAGCAGAAAAAAAUUCACUACUGCGGUCACACUUACAUGCCUGUCACCAGCAGAGUGUCGGAUUUGAUUCCCAUUCUAAACGAGAGGGCUGGCUUCCCACCGGACACGGAGCUUGUUUUAUACGAGGAAAUCAAACCGAACAUGAUCGAAAAGAUCAAUAAUUACUCUGAACAUUUGGAGAAGGUGAGUUUUGUUAUUGCGGUUAUCGGAACGGAUUUCAUCAAUUUUUUUCUAUCGAAGGUCCUGGAAGAGUUGAUGGAUGGCGAUAUCAUCGUUUUUGAGAAAGAAGAACGCGAGGAACUUUCCGACCUUCCUACAUGCGUCGAUUACUUCAAAGAUCUUUUCUACAGGGUCGAAGUGACUUUCAUAGAUAAAUGCAUCCCCAACGAUCAAGGUUUCACAAUGGAAUUGUCUCAAAGGAUGACUUACGACCAAUUAGCUAGAGCGGUGGCCCAAAGGGUUGGUACCGAUCCCUAUCUGCUACAGUUUUUCAAAUGUCAAAGUUACAAAGACAUUCCUGGCAAUCCCUUGAGAUGCACCUUCGAAGGUACACUGAAAGACUUGCUAGUAUUCACUAAACCUAAGGUUCCAAAAAAAAUAUUCUAUCAGCAGUUGAGUAUAAGAAUAAACGAACUAGAGAAUAAGAAACAAUUCAAAUGCGUAUACCUGGGUCCUAAGAUUAAGGAGGAGAAGGAACUGAUCCUUUAUCCCAACAAAAAUGGCACGGUGGCGGAUCUUUUAGAGGAGGCCAAAAAACAAAUAGAGUUCGCCGACGGCAGCACCGGAAAACUCAGGCUAACCGAGGUCAACUGCAACAAGGUGGCGAUGGGCCCCAAGGAGGACACGCCCCUCGACACCCUGUCGAUGGUGGCGGCUAAGAUUUGGAGAAUAGAGGAGGUGCCCAAGGACGAGCUGAAUUUGCAGGAAGACGAGAUGCUCAUCUCUUGCGCCCAUUUCCACAAGGAAGUGUUCUCGACGUUCGGCACACCGUUCUUGAUCAAAAUCAAACAGGGGGAGACCUUCGCCAAAGUCAAGGAGCGGAUUCAAAAGAAACUAUGCGUCCCUGAGAAAGAAUGGGAAAAAUUCAAAUUCGCUAUUGUCUCGAUGGGGAAGUCUCAAUACAUAAACGAAGACGAAUAUGUAGUGAAUUUUUCAGAUUUCAGGCUACUUCCCAAUCAAACUGGAAGCUCGAGACCCUGGCUAGGCUUGGAUCAUGUAAAUAAGGCCCCGAAACGGUCCCGGUACAACUAUUUGGAAAAGGCCAUUAAAAUAUACAACUGAGAGACUGAAAACUCCUCGCUGAAAAAAAAUAACAGUUUGAAAAAGAGUAUUUUCUCCAGGUGUUCUUUAUUUCCUUCGUUUAAAUUAGAGAUUUACGCUUCAUCACAAGACAACACUAUAUGAGCGUCUACUGUGAAUUUCCUUCCUCUCUAUUUCAUAAUCGUAAGACCUCGAAGAAUGAAGCUGUAGGCCAGCUGUAUAUGCUCCAUAUUUGAAGAUUACGGAUACUUCAACGCAAUAUAUAACAUGACGAAAACACCUAAUUUUACUGGUUUUUCCCUUAUAUUUAUAUCGUCGGCUGUUGAAUUAGUGAUUUUGGUAUUACGGUUGCUCGUUUCAUUGAAGAAUCUUAGUUUUUUCGGGUCGAGAGAAUUGUUGAACAUUUUCUUGCUUGUGCAACAAUACAUUGAAUAAGAUUUCAUAAUUACGAGUUGUGAUAAUUUUUAAUUUUUUAUGUUUUUAAACCGCUUACGACACAAAAUUUAUUGUUUUUUUUUUACUUUUUCGAAUUAUUGAAAAUAAUAAUAUAUUUCAUCUCUAAGUAGAAUGGCUGUGUUUUUGAAGUGUAGAGUUUUUGCUUCAUAUGUCUCUCAAAACAGCUGGCAAUUACAAACAUUUUUAUCGAGCCGUGCAUAUAUACUAUAAAUAAAAUAAAGCUAGGGAGAAAUUGCUGUUGUAUACUUGUGUAAAUAAAUAUCUACUUGAACUUCUUUCAGUUUACAAUUCACCUGAAAUCAGCUUGGAUUCGACACUAUUUUGGAGUAAAAAUCAAAGCAGCUUUAAGAACAAGGGUUGUUGUGAAAGUGUUCUUUUCAAAGCGGCCUUUCACAUAUUUUUUCAUUUGUUAAUAUUUACUAUCUUGAAUCAUUACAGAAUCUUGGUUUAUACUACUAGGAUAUUCGAAUAUUUUAAUUUGGAACCUGAAGAAAAAUCCUUGGAACAUAUUUUAAACCAAAUGGUGUACAUAUUGUGCACCAAAUCUGGUCAGGCAUGACACUUCCCGAUGUGUUUUAAAUCUUGGCUCGAGUAUCGCUUCUUUUAAAUCCGAAUUGACUGACUCAUCGUUAAUGAAAGAUAAGACACUUACUGAAAGAAAGUAUUUGUAGUACAUUCUUUAGUUAGCGUAUAACAUGGAAUCUUAUUGGUAUAAAUCAUCCACGACUUUUUACUCAUUUACUGAAAUUUUGUGAAUAUUCUGCGAUGAGGAUUAUUUUUAUAAAUGUGGGGAGAAAAUCAUUUUGCUGGAAAAUUUUACAGGUUUUCAAUUUGCUCACUAACACAUGUAUUCUCUAGGCUUCGUUUUUCUUUAAUGUAUUGUUAUAUUAUUGUUUGAUAAAAGCUGUGAAAAUAAAUUUUUCAGUGUACUUUAGAAUCUAUUCAUUAUUGAACUUGUAUAAAAAUAAUCGGUUGAAAGAUUUGUAUUAUAUCAUUUCAAUUUUAAUAAAACGGUUGCAAAAUAGGUGAGGAACUAUCGAACUGUUUCUGUCGGGAAAGGUUUAUUUGUAUAUUUGUCUCGACGGACGUAUUCUUUUUAUGAAUAUUACUCCGAGCAGUUAGAAUUUUAGUUAAUUUAUUUUCUCUAUCUCUAAUGUAAAAAGCGAGUAUACAGUGGAUGAUAUUCAUGAUUUUCGAUUCAUAGAUUAGUUUCCUGACGUGAUGAAGGACAAAUCGUGUGUGGUGCUCAUUUUUUAGAGUUGUUACUACAGGCAUUUUGAUGAAUUAUAGUUUGUAGGAUGAGAUAAUGUAUUUCUGAUAAGCUGACAUCUGCGGCAUCACUAAUGAAGCAACCGAAAUCCAAUAAAAUCUUUAUGAACCCAA
Coccinella septempunctata (seven-spotted ladybird) is the source of this 5637-nucleotide messenger RNA. RefSeq names its product ubiquitin carboxyl-terminal hydrolase 7 (gene Usp7). Gene Ontology annotation, cellular component: cytosol; nucleus. Bases 415 to 3819 code for a protein of 1134 amino acids. The record is from RefSeq and is a predicted model, not a curated record. The transcript has 16 exons. Lineage: Eukaryota; Metazoa; Arthropoda; Insecta; Coleoptera; Coccinellidae. Gene Ontology annotation, molecular function: cysteine-type endopeptidase activity; cysteine-type deubiquitinase activity; protein binding. Gene Ontology annotation, biological process: protein deubiquitination; regulation of protein stability.